Molecule: messenger RNA, 1760 nt
Organism: Electrophorus electricus (electric eel)
Lineage: Eukaryota; Metazoa; Chordata; Actinopteri; Gymnotiformes; Gymnotidae
Gene: cybc1
Product: cytochrome b-245 chaperone 1
Source: RefSeq, a predicted model, not a curated record
AGUAUUGUUGGAGUCCGAAGUAUUUUAGGAGGGACCGAGAAGAGGCGGGGUUCAAUGUCUUUAUCCAAUCAGAAUGAACACUACUUUGACGGAAGUUGGGAAUACCCGAAUGUGGGUUUCGAAAACGCAUGGACCAUUACAAAACAUAAUUUAACACUUUAUAUUAUCUGGUUAGUCCCACACUUUAGAUUACCGGACAGUUUGGAGACUUGAUAAGAUGGUGUACAUGGUAGUUGAGAAACACACUGCUGAUGUUCUCCAUCUGAAGAGAUCACCUGGGAUUCGAUCAUGGUCCCUACUUGUUGGGAUUGCCUCAGUUGGCCUGGCUGCAGCAUAUUACAGUUCUGAUAGUGUGUUAUGGAAACUAUUCUAUAUAACUGGCUGCUUAUUUGUCGCACUACAAAAUAUGGAGGAGUGGGAAGAUGCAGUGUUUGACAAAUCUAAGGGUAAAAUAGAGCUGAAAACAUUUAGUCUGUAUACCAAGAUACUUACCCUGUGGAGAAAGGGACAUGAUAAAGUUUUGCUGGAUUUGCGGCACCUGCGUGACAUAAGUGUUCAAGAGGAAAAAGUGCGAUAUUUGGGAAAGGGCUAUGUCCUGGUCCUAAGGAUGGCCACUGGAUUCUCUCAUCCCCUGACUCAGAAUGCUACAAUUGGGGGACAGAGUGAUGUGGAGGCACUUGUAGCCCUUCUGAAGCGUUUCUUGGAACUUGAAGCACUGCAGCAUCACCUGGAAGAGGAAGAGGAAGAUUGUGAUGAAGAUGAGGAUGACUUUGAGCAGCUGGGUGUGGAAGGGGAUGAUGAGAGUAGUGAUUCAAGGGAUGACAGUGAACUGACCUCUCAAUGACCACUGGUCUCAUUAAUAUGUUGAUGACAGACUCUAAUUAAUCAACAAACCUCCAGUCUUAAGAACAUUCCAUUACCUAAAAACCUUUUCUUUUAUGUAAGUGCCUCAGUAGUAUGCUGCCCUCCAUUGUAAUGUUGUUGGUGUGAUCUUUUCAUAGACUUCUGUAAAGAUGAACAGUAUUACCCAGAAAAUAUAUUGCUAAUAGGAAGUUAGUAUGACUAUUAAUAGUAACAAAAACAACAACAAUAAUAACAACAAUUAUUUUCUUUAUAGAACAUUUUGUAAAUGCAGCCCAAUUUCACUGGUGAGUGGCAAAUUGUUCAAGAGUUCUAAAUGUUUGGUGCAUCACUUUUUUUCUGAGUUUUGUUUUUCUUGUUUUACUCAGGAUAUAUUGGUAAGACAGCACUGGAUGAUCUUGAAAUCUGAUUUAGAAAAUAAUGUAACUUUAAGAUGAAAUAAUGUAUAUGAUGGUGCUGAAUUUUUUUUAAACCUUAAAUAAGUCUCUUGGGACACAUGUUGCUAUAACAGUUUGUAAAUAGUCAAUGCCAAUAUAUUUUAGAGUACAUAUAUAGUCUUUGAAUGGCCUGUACUGGUGAUAUGCUGCCUGUUUGCUGAAAAAUAUAGUUUUAUUUGUGCUUACAGAGGGGAGGGAGAGAAGCAUGGAUUGGCCAAUGUCUCUUUGAUUUACUGUUGAAGUUAGAAAUGAAGGUGCUUCUUUUUAAAAGGGGAAAGGUGUUUUAGACUCACUAAUGUCUGUGGAUUGCAGUAGUAUUAUUGCAUGAGUAGAAGCCUUUAAGCUAAUCAUCCUUUUGCCAGUGGAUUUAGAAAAGAUCAAAAUGUUUAAAUUUUUGUGGUCAAUAUACAUAUUUGUUAUGCUAUUAUGAUAAACAAGUAUAUAAAACAUAACAAACAUUCA